UGCAACCCCCGUCCUGUAGCUCACAAAGCUCUUCUCCUUCCUCUGUCCAGCUCCUCCUUAAUUAUAAAGGCCGGCCGGAGGUAGCUUUGUGUGCCAUGCGAGACCACUCCUCUUUCUCUAACUCUGCUUGAUUGGGCUGAGAGAUUGCCAAAUAAUUCUUCAUCUUCUUCUCCGACGAUCGAGAUCAGCUAGCUAAUGGGGUUCCCGGCGCCGGUGUUCUCAGAGUGCGAGGUGCCCAGGUUGCUGCUCAGCCUCCUCGUCCUGAUCGCCCGCCUCCGCCGCCUCUACUCCUGGCCGCUCCGCUUCAUCGGCGCCGGCGUCGACGACGACCUCAGCUUUGACCACCCCACUGCCUCCGGCAUCGCCGACCACCACCGCCGACAGGAGCUGUACCACGAAGACCACUGCCUCGUGGAGCUGGAGGAGCACUCCCCGGCCAUGCGCUUCGACGCGCUCUCCAGCGCCAGAGGCGAAGAUCUGCUGCUGCCGGAGAGCUGCGCGGUGUGCUUCGGCGAAUUCCACGGCGCCGCGCGCGUGCGUCGACCGCGCGGGUGCCGGCACGUCUUCCACCGCGGCUGCCUCGACCGCUGGGCCUCCCACGGCCGCCGCACCUGCCCGCUCUGCCGGGUGCCGUUUCUCCCGCCCUUCCUCCUCCCGCUGCCGCUCCCGGCGUCGUGAUUCCCGCCGGGUGUUGUUUGCACAAUCCGGCGAAUCCUGAGGAGAGUGUUCUGAAUUUCUCGCUUUUGGUUGGGUUUUUAGGAAACCAAUCCAACCACAACAUUGCCCACGGAGGUCAUGGCGGUGAGAUGUCAGAAUAUUUUCCGAUCGGCCUCUCCUUUGAAGAGAUUCUCACAAUAACAUACGCAUGGAUGGGACGUCUUCUCGCCAGUCACAGCAAGCUUGAAUUGAUCGCCAGAGCAAUUUUGAAUUGAUCAGCAAGGAGCAGUCACUGUCCAUCUGUUCACCUGUCAAAACUAGCAGAUCAACAGUAGGAGCAAGGAUCAGCAAGGAGCAAGGAGCAGCAAGGAUCAGCAAGGAGCAGAAAAUUGACAAAUUAGCAGAUCAACAGUAGG
This is a messenger RNA of Aegilops tauschii subsp. strangulata, 1073 nucleotides long. Its product is annotated as brassinosteroid-responsive RING protein 1. The record is from RefSeq and is a predicted model, not a curated record. Gene Ontology annotation, molecular function: ubiquitin protein ligase activity; zinc ion binding. Gene Ontology annotation, biological process: protein ubiquitination. NCBI's taxonomy places the organism in Eukaryota, Viridiplantae, Streptophyta, Magnoliopsida, Poales, Poaceae.